UUCCCAGUGGUCAUUCAUAAGUAUUAUUUCAAAAGGUGUCUUAGUAUCUGUUUACUAUUGGUCAACUGAAACUGAGUUCAUUGGUAAAAUGCAUAAGGUAGGUAUUUUGCUUCGGUGCUUGUCCCUGUAAGCCAAAUGUCAAACAUAAAGUAGCCUACACGUGGUAUGCUAGAUUUUGGUGAUCUGAUAUCACCAAACGUAUAACAUGCAUCCUUGAUUCUUGAUAAAAUGAUUCUUCAUUAAAAAAAAUCUUAAAUGAUAGGAUGUCAAGAUCUGUGGUUUUAUUCAAUGAGUUAGUUUGUACCGUAGUUGAAAUGACAAUGUUCUAGUGCUGUGUACUCCAAGAAAAUAUGUUGCGCGUUUACACGAUAUUUUACUGCAGAGCUACUGAACUUUCACCCUCAUCUGUGAACUGGUAGUGGGAUGUGGGUUGUUCCUGUUGAUGCUGGGCUCUGCUAGUUUAAUCUGAAGAAUGCAAAUUCAGUGUUGUCACUUAAUGACAAUAUUCUGUCUGAAGUAAUGCAGCUUUAUCGUGCCAUCUUGCCGCAUCUUACGGAGGUUUUUGGUUUGAAAUGAGCUGGUCAUGGAGAAUCGAUGAGGCCUAAGCAGGAAAAGAGAGGGGAAGUGUCAAAUCGGACGAGAUGAAUUGAGCAAAUAACAGAUAUGUCAUCACAGCUUCAGGCAUUUUCCUCUCCAUCAGUGUCAUCUAGUGGCUACACCCGCUCCAAGCGGAUGAAGGUGGAGACCUGCGGGUGGGAUGUGAGCAGCCAGUCAGAAGAGAACCGUUUCUUUCUGCAGAGCCCAAGCCAAGCCAACGCAUCCUCAUCAACCCCCUCCGCCCCUGGCUUCAACUCCAGCAGCCAGAAUACCGCGGCCUCCAACCUGGUGUUCCCACUAACGACCGGGAGCGGCACCUCCCGGGAGCAGACGGUGGUCCGAGCAGCGGACAGCACCGGCAGUCUGCCCGGGGGUCCCUCCUCGUCCUCCUCUUCGUCCUCCUCAUCGUCCACAAGCCGCCGUCCCAAAGAUGUGGCCUCCUCCGCCACCCUGCAGGCUGAGCAUGGUAGCCAGAAGCCGUACAGCCGCAAGCGCAAGAGCGAGGAGGUGGACAGCAGUGACAGCGUGCAGAUCCUGGAGGAGCUCUCCGCCCCUGUGAUCUCCAACCGUGUGGCAGGUGGGGCGGGUGCAGCCGGAGGAGGAGGAGGCGGCGCCACCACGGCCCAGUCUAUCGCCCACUCCACCUCCACCACCAAGAGCAGUAACUCCCACAGCGAGGGGGACUACCAGCUGGUGCAACAUGAAAUCCUCUGCUCUGUGUCCCACAGCUAUGAGGUGCUGGAGUUUCUUGGCCGCGGCACCUUUGGGCAGGUGGCAAAGUGCUGGAAACGCGGCACCAAUGAGAUUGUGGCCAUCAAAAUCCUGAAGAACCACCCAUCUUAUGCUCGUCAAGGACAAAUCGAGGUGAGCAUUCUGAGCAGGCUUAGCACAGAAAACGCAGACGAGUUCAACUUUGUUCGCUCAUACGAGUGCUUCCAGCACAAGAACCACACCUGCCUGGUGUUCGAGAUGCUUGAGCAGAACCUCUAUGACUUCCUGAAGCACAGCAAGUUCAGCCCUCUCAGGCUCAAGUGCAUCCGGCCCGUGCUGCAGCAGGUGGCCACCGCCCUCCUGAAGCUCAAGAGCCUGGGCCUCAUCCACGCGGACCUCAAGCCCGAGAACAUCAUGCUGGUGGACCCCAGCCGCCAGCCCUACCGCGUCAAGGUCAUCGACUUUGGCUCAGCCAGUCACGUGUCCAAGGCUGUGUGCUCUACUUAUCUGCAGUCACGAUAUUACCGGGCUCCAGAGAUUAUCCUUGGCCUGCCAUUCUGCGAGGCUAUUGACAUGUGGUCACUCGGAUGUGUGAUAGCUGAGCUGUUUCUGGGUUGGCCUCUCUAUCCUGGAGCUUCAGAAUACGACCAGAUUCGCUACAUCUCCCAGACCCAGGGCCUUCCAGCUGAGUACCUGCUGAGCGCGGGCACCAAGACCAGUCGCUUUUUCAACAAAGGCCCAGACUCUAGCUAUCCUCUCUGGAGGCUCAAGACGCCAUCUGAACAUGAGGCUGAGAUGGGAAUCAAGUCCAAGGAGGCUCGUAAAUAUAUCUUCAACUGCCUUGAUGACAUGAUGCAGGUCAACAUGACUAGUCUGGACGGGACGGACAUCUUGGCAGAGAAGGCAGACCGGCGGGAGUUCAUCGACCUGCUGAAGAAGAUGCUCACUCUGGAUGCUGACAAGAGGAUCACCCCCAUGAAGACGCUCAACCACCCCUUUGUGACGAUGACCCAUCUGCUCCACUUCCCCCACAGCUCACACGUUAAGUCCUGUUUUCAAAACAUGGAGAUUUGUAAGAAACGGUGCACCGCCUUUGACAACGCGAAGAAUCUGUUUGCCACCACCAACACGCCCAGUGCCGCCACAAACCUCACAGUUACCUUCAGCAGCCAGCUCAAUCAGCACAACCAGAUGGCUUCCACCGGUGGACAGUCUUUGUCUCUGAGCAGUAAUGUGCCUCUGUUGAACUACCAGCCAGGCUUAUACCAGCAGGCCACCAUCAACAUACCGGGCCUGGCUCAGCAAAGUGUCCCCCUGCAGACCCGUCCCACCCAGCUGUGCACCCAGAAUGAGCCCUACCAGCAGACCCUCAUUGUCUGCCCCCCAACCAUCCAGGGCCUUCAAACAUCUAGUAAGCACUCUGGUUACCCAGUGAGGAUGGACAGCUCUGUUCCGAUUGUGUCCCAGAACCAGUCUUCUCAGCCGCUGCACAUUCAGCCUGGCAUGCUCACACCGGGCUCCUGCAACCCACUGAUGAUGACCCACACGCUGCUUCCGCACGUGGCAGGCAUGGGCCCCCUCUGUCCGCCAAUCCCUCUUGUGCUGGACCACGGGGCCGGCUGGCCUGGCAACCUGGAGCAGAGGGCCACCAUGCUGACCUGGCCAACAAGCACACAGCAGAUUCUCAUCCCCUCGGCUUGGCAGCAGAUGCCAGGCAUGGCCGUCCAUAGUUCCGGUCAGCAAGUGGUUGGUGAUUCGACUAUGGGCCCAAUGUUCACAGAUGGAGGACAGCAGAAUGCCAGCUGGAGGAAUCGUCAUGGUGGGCACUUUGACAGCAGCCAGCAGGAUGCUGCAGGGCGUCACAUGACCCAGACCAGCUCCCAGGCCCUGAACAUGGGCAACUCUCACAGCAGAGUUCAGCAGAGCGGAGGCAAGAGGAGCAAGGCCAGACGAGCCGAGAGCCGAGCCAGGCCAGUCUCCUCUCUACAGCCUGCUGCUACUGUGGUGCACAACCAUGGAUUCAGCGGGGACCAGUCUCAGGCAAUCGUCAUCUCCGAUACACCUAGCCCUGCCGUCAGCAUCAUCACCAUCCACAGCGACACAGAGGAUGAAGAUGACAGGAAGUUCCCACCGGCGAGUGUGGAUCAGAGGGCCAAUGUCAUCAGUUGUGUGACCGUCCAUGACUCCCAGGACUCCGACUCGUCCACCAGCAGCCCUCUGAGCCCCAAGCGUGUGCCCAACUUUGCGGAGAGCUCUUCUCACCUUUCCAAGUCAACGGCCGUCGUCAUGCCCUCAGUGAACACCCAGCCCGGGGAGAGCCCGAGUCAGGAUUUAGCUACUGCUACCUCAGGCAAGGGUAAGAAAGGUGCAGGUGCGCAGUCCAACAGAUCUGGAGCCUCCAACAGUGAGCGUCACCAGAGAACAGCGCCCAGCCGAGCCCAGCCCCUCAACCUGAGUCAGGUCCAGCAGGCCGCGAUGUCCUCUCAGGAACAUUCUGGAAGUGGCAGCAGCAGCUCGCUCCGCCGACAGCCCACAUUCCCCCCCACCACCAGUGCAGCCGUCUCCUCAUCCUCCUCAGCCUACCGGCUCCACGAGGCCUCGCUCUUCAGCACGGCCCCCAGCCUCUACGCCUACCCGGCCUCCACCGCGCUGGCCUCUGUCUCGCAAGCCGUGGACAAGCUCCACGCCGCCGCAGCCUCUUCUUCCUCCGGCCGCCACGCCCAGGUUUCCGCCGCCGCCGCAGCUGCUGGGCCGUUCUCGGCCUCCCUCAGCCUCCUGCAGAAGAACAACAGCCUGGGCCUCAUGGCUCAGGGGGCAGCACAGUACCAGCAGCAGGCGCAGCAGGCGCAGCAGCAGCAGCAGGCGCAGCAGCAGCAGCAGCAGCAGCAGGCGCAGGCCUACAGCCGCUCCAGCGCAGCCCACGGCUCCUACCACCUGAACCAGAGGAAGCUCAACCAUCAGUACCCCUACCUGUGAGGAGGCCCAGCGGCAGGGCCAAGCUGGGGAAAUGUUACAAGCGCAUUAAAUAUUACACCAACACAUGGUGUGCUUCAUUAUAGAAUGCACUGCGGGGACAGUUGGGCAUUUCAACUGGAAUUUCAUCAUUUCAUGAGCAUCAUUCUGUUGGUUGAUUUGCCCCCCCCCCCCCCCUACAAUUGUGUUAAUCCUUAUGUGCUUUUAUUGCUUUUAUUGGUCUCUGAAGACAAACUAUUGAAGCAUUUAUUUGUAUUUUCAUUUAGCUUAAGUGUACCGUUAAUCUCAGUCUGCUGCUUAUGUAUCAACUGACAAAACCAGUGUGUCCUUCAAUUCUCAAGGAAGUGCUUGUGUGGUGAAUCUUGGUUUGUUGGGUUGAAAGCGUAGCUUGUAGCCUUAACCAUCUCUCCCUGUGACCUUGAACAGCACAGUAGGCUACAGAGCUCAGCAGGAGUGAGGUCAGGAGCAGCACAGGGCCAUGUGGGCUACAUUUGGACUGUCACAAGACAAAGGUGGUUCUGUGAAUACUUAAGCGUUACAUACAGUUUUUGACCAUUUUUUGACAUGACCAUGUUAGAUUAAUACUGUACAAAUAUGUAUGUUUACUGCACUUGUUUUCUGUUUAUUUGCUCAUAAUUUGUUGUUUGAUAUGUUCAUCAUCUUGCCGUUUUCAAUGUUUUAAUCAUGUUGAUUUGCACCUGGCCAUUGAUUUCACUUUAUAGCUUAAUUUUUUUAACAACUUCAAUGUGAAUGUCAUGUAUUUUGUUAUAAUGUUAAUCGAUAUGUUACUUUGAAGUAUUUAUGAUAAUGUUUUUAUUGUGCAUCGCUUGGGUGCAUGUCAGACAUCAUAAAAUCUUGUGUUGGUGGCAAAAAUGGCCGAAAUGUUGGAGGAAACGUCACUGGAAAAUUGUACUUGUGAAGGACUGGAAGAUUGGACUUGUGAAGGACUGUGUUGUGUAGAGUGGUGCUUUAUGUGAACUUGUUCAAUGUGUGUUGUAGAGCUCAGAGUGGGUAGCUCACACUGAAACUAAUCACAGAGAAUGUAAUAGUCAUGUAUUACCCAUUAGGUGUUUCCUUCAGUUCAUUCAUACAGUGGGUUUACACUGUAGUUUGUUUAAAAGACCAGCGUGAGUUAUGCUGACGUUGUAUGGCAGUUGAUCAAUGAGUUUAAGAAUAAGUGUCACGUUUUCACUUAACAGCAGCAAUGUGGAUAUUUGUGAAUCAGUUGCUUUUAGCAUUCAGUUACAAUGUGCAGUGACUGUGAAGUGCAACAAAGGAAAACAGCCUGUGACCUGUAGUCUGUAUACAUGCAUAAUAUGAACAUUAAAAAUACAUUUUUUGA
Clupea harengus (Atlantic herring) is the source of this 5623-nucleotide messenger RNA. It is a transcript of the gene hipk1a, whose product is annotated as homeodomain interacting protein kinase 1a. Lineage: Eukaryota; Metazoa; Chordata; Actinopteri; Clupeiformes; Clupeidae. Gene Ontology annotation, cellular component: cytoplasm; nucleus; PML body. Gene Ontology annotation, molecular function: protein serine/threonine kinase activity; ATP binding; protein tyrosine kinase activity. Gene Ontology annotation, biological process: intrinsic apoptotic signaling pathway in response to DNA damage by p53 class mediator; peptidyl-threonine phosphorylation; peptidyl-serine phosphorylation. The record is from RefSeq and is a predicted model, not a curated record.